Messenger RNA from Cotesia congregata, 573 nucleotides. The record is from the annotation of a GenBank genome assembly. Lineage: Eukaryota; Metazoa; Arthropoda; Insecta; Hymenoptera; Braconidae.
AGUAGCAAGAGCGAGCUGUCAAAAAAACCGCUGAUUGCCGCAAUAAAUGGGUACGCAGUAGGCGUAGGCUUAGAGCUUGCUCUCAUGUGCGAUUUACGGAUCGUCGAGGAACACUCGCGGAUGGGUUUCCUGAACCGGCGCUUUGGAAUACCAAUAAUGUGCGGAGGAACUGUAAGAUUACCAGCAAUGAUCGGAUAUUCACGAGCCAUGGACAUGAUCCUCAGCGGUAGAGAAAUCACCGGACAAGAAGCCUUCCAGUGGGGAAUCGCGAACCGUCUUGUUGCCUGCGGUGCUGGACUGGGACAAAGUGUAUCUAUGGCUCAGACGAUAAUAAAAUAUCCGCAGCGCGCAUUACUCGCCGAUCGUACGUCGUUACAUUUCGCAUCGCUAGGCGCCAAAUCUAUAGAGGAGGCUCUUGAGUUCGAAAAGGACAACUCCACGGAUAUUCUGCUUGAAGAUGGCAUUCACGGGGCUAAAAAGUUUGUUGAUGGUCUAGGGAGACAUGGCAAGGCUAGUAAUAUCACCAGGUUGGACAGGACUAGUUUUAGGGAAAUAAGCGAUGAUCUUCUGUAA